GGACUUGAGACUCCGUUAAAAAGCUUCAAAACCUUGUUCGAGCCCAUAAAUCUGUCGUCCCCAAUUUAGGGCACCCAAUCAAUCUCCAGUCGAACCUGCAAAAUUCCCAUUCAAGCAUCGCUUACAGUGACACCGAAAUCCGUCGUAAGUUUUGUAGUUUUGAGUGUUGAGAAUGGAUGUGGAGAGGUAUGAGCAGCGUGAGGAGAGAUAUGAUCGAGACGACUCGCCGGUUUCUGAUGAUUUAGAGGAGAAUGGGAGCAGGCAUAGGAGCAAGGAUAGGAAGAAGAGUAGCCGAGGGGAGGAGAAGGAUGGUAGAAGUAAAGACCGGGACAGGUUGAGGAGAAGCGGCGGCGACGAUGUCGCCAAGGAUAGGGAGAAAGAAUCUAAGGACAGAAGGAAGGAUGAUGGAGACGAGCGGUAUAAGGAUAGGAGUAGAGACAGUAAGGUGAGGGAGAGGGAGUAUGAUCGAGACAGAAAGGAUCGAGGGAAGGAAAGGGAGGUAGAGAAGGAUGGUGAAAAGGGACGGGAUAAGGAGAGGGCGAAAGAGAAGACUAAGGAUAGGGAAAGAGACAGGGGAAAAGAAAAGGAGAGAGAAAAACAGAAAGAUAGAGAGAAGGGGAAGGAAAGCGUGAGGGAUACAGAUAGGGAGAAGGGGAAAGAUAAACAUAGGGAAAAGGAGAGGGAGGCGGAUCAAGAUAAGGAGAUGUCAAGAGGUAGACAGAGUAAGAGAAGUGUGAAUGCUUAUGAGUCGAACAAGAUUGGGGAAAUAGAUGACAGUACUAAGCUUAGUGAUGAUGAUAACAUGGAUAAGAUCUCCCAUAAUGCUUCAUAUGAACAGAAUUCCGAGCCUUUGUCUGGUGGAGCACAUCUGUCAGCAUCCGAGCUUGAGGAACGCAUCUUGAAAACAAAGGAAGAGAGGUUAAAGAAGAAAACUGAAGACAUUCCUGAGGUUUUAGCAUGGGUUAAUCGGAGUCGUAAGCUCGAGGAGAAAAGGAAUGCUGAAAAAGAGAAAGCUCUGCAGCUUUCAAAAAUAUUUGAGGAACAGGACAAUGUUGGCGAAGAAAGUGAUGACGAGAAUGCAAAUCACGUUAUGGCUCAUAAUUUAGAUGGGGUUAAAGUUCUUCAUGGCAUUGAUAAAGUGAUAGAAGGUGGGGCAGUUGUUUUAACACUUAAAGAUCAGAAUAUUCUUGCUGAUGGUGAUAUUAAUGAAGAUGUUGAUAUGCUUGAGAACGUGGAACUCGGCGAGCAGAAGCAACGAGAUGACGCCUACAAGGCAGCGAAGAAGAAAACAGGAAUUUAUGCUGAUAAGUUUAACGAUGAUCCUACUUUAGAGAAGAAAAUGCUUCCACAAUAUGAUGAUCCUGCUGUAGAUGAGGGGCUAACACUAGAUGCUAGAGGACGUCUUACUGGUGAAGCAGAGAAGAAACUCGAAGAGCUCCGUAUGCGGCUACAGGGUGGGUCCUUGAAAAUUCGCUCUGAAGAUCUCAACAUGUCUGGGAAGAUCACAUCCGACUACUAUACGAAUGAAGAAAUGCUACAAUUAAAAAAAACUAAGAAAAAGAAAACCUUUAGGAAGAAAGAGAAGCUAGAUCUUGAUGCCCUUGAAGCAGAAGCUGUCUCUGCAGGGCUGGGUGCCGCAGACCGUGGUUCCAGGAAGGAUGGAAGGAGGCAGGCCACUAGAGAGGAGCAAGAAAGAUUGGAAGUCGAGAAGAGAAAUAGUGCAUUCCAGUUAGCAAAAGAUAAAGCAAAUGAGGCAUCUAGAGCAUUGCGACAGGACAUUCUUUCUGUUAAGGCAGAGGAAGAUGACACUCCUUACUUUGCUGAUGAUUAUGAUGAAAUUGAUAAAGCCUUGGAGAGAUCAAGGAAAAUAGCUCUAAAGAAGAAACAGGAGGAAAUGGUUUCUGGUCCAACGGCCAUUGCCCGCGUUGCCGCUGCAGCUGCAAGCAGCACAACUGAUGAUCAAUUUUCGUCUAUUGGACAGUCACAGGAAAACAAGGUUGUAUUCACAGAGAUGGAAGAAUUUGUCUUGGGCCUACAGCUUGAUGAAGAAUCCCACAAUCCUGAAAGUGAAGAUGUGUUUAUGCAAGAAGACGACGAACCCAAGGCUUCUGUUGAAGUAGAAAUGGGCGAGCCUAGUGGUUGGAGUGAAGUUAAUGAAAUUGAAGAGAACAAAGCACAAUCUACUAUCGAUGAUAAGGAGGAGAUAGUUCCAGAUGAAACUAUCCAUGAAGUGGCAGUUGGGAAAGGCUUGUCAGGUGUUCUGAAGCUUCUUAAGGAGCGAGGUAAUCUCAAAGAAGGUAUUGAAUGGGGUGGUAGAAACAUGGACAAGAAGAAGAGCAAACUUUUAGGCAUUGUAGAUGAUGAUGAGGAGCCAAUGACCCAUAUGCGUCGGAGAAAGGAUGAACAAAAGGAUACUCGUUCAUCAGGCCAUCAAAAGGAGAUGCGUCCACCUAAAGACUAUCAGGAAAAGGAUAUUCACAUUGAGAGAACUGACGAAUUUGGGCGAACUAUGACACCAAAGGAAGCCUUUCGGGUACUAUCUCAUAAAUUUCAUGGGAAGGGUCCUGGAAAAAUGAAGCAAGAAAAGCGCAUGAAGCAAUACCAAGAAGAACUCAAGUUGAAGCAGAUGAAGAGUUCAGAUACACCAUCAUUUUCUGUGGAGAGGAUGAUAGAAGCUCAAGCUCAGUCACAGACACCCUAUAUUGUUCUCAGUGGCCAUGUUAAACCAGGGCAAACUAGCGAUCCUAGAAGUGGUUUUGCUACUGUGGAGAAGGAUCUUCCAGGGGGCUUGACGCCCAUGCUUGGUGACAGAAAGGUCGAACAUUUUCUGGGGAUAAAGCGCAAAGAUGACUCGGCAAGUUCUGGCACACCAAAGAAGCCAAAAACUUGAAAAGUUCACGAGUAAAGAGCAAGUUGCUGAGGUUUGUUGGCUUGGGUUUUCUCAAAAAACUGACUGUAAAUAAGCUUUUGACAAAAGGGCUAUGGAGAAAAACCGAAGGUAGGUUUCAGAGUGUUUGUCAGUAGAAUAAAAAAUAGAUGCUGGUUUCACUUUCUGAUACUCUUAGUCCACAGAAAACUAUUGUUGAGCAGGGUUAUUCUAUUACCCGUCCAAGAAUUUCAUUUCAUCUCGGGUUGUGAGUCAUUCUUCCGACUAACAGCUCGAGUAUUGACGUCUGAAGACUGAAGUCUGUCUCUGGUUACGACUCUACAUAGCGGGUGUGAAUUAGUAUAGCCAUCAAUGAAUGUGGUGGCCUGAUUGUUUGUGCCUCCUGCUAUUUCUAUGUAUACAUAGUUGGUGCUAAGAGAAGUAUUUGUGACCGAUGGGUACAUUAUCAUUAUACAUUACAGUUUCAUCUCA
Molecule: messenger RNA, 3358 nt
Organism: Argentina anserina (silverweed cinquefoil)
Lineage: Eukaryota; Viridiplantae; Streptophyta; Magnoliopsida; Rosales; Rosaceae
Product: SART-1 family protein DOT2
Exons: 13
Coding region: 173-2890 (905 amino acids)
Biological process (GO): maturation of 5S rRNA; mRNA cis splicing, via spliceosome
Cellular component (GO): U4/U6 x U5 tri-snRNP complex
Source: RefSeq, a predicted model, not a curated record